AUGGCCAUGUACGAGCGUCGCGGCUCGCUGGAGUCAUUCGAUCGAUUCAGGUCUGCUUCUCCCACCGGAUCAGAACGGAGGAAGCUCUCCUUCAACCCACUCGCAGAAUGGACGCCGCCGGUACAAGGGCAGCCAUCUGCCGGAGCCUUUGAAGUCAGCAAAGGGAAGAGAAUAGCUCAGGUCAUUUGCGCGGUGAUAUACUGCCUACUGGCUGCCGGUAUCGUCUUCGGUUUCGCGGCCAUCAAGCCGGUAUUCGUUGCUGAGGGAGUCUACAAGGACAAGUGCACACAGAAAGAGCUCGAGGAAGGUGUCUGGGUAUGCUACGAGCAGGAGUUGCGUCUCAACUUGAUGUUCACUGUCGCUGCUGUGAGCACCAACGUUUGCGCUCUGCCAGUGGGGACGGUCUUGGACAAGUAUGGACCGCGAGUUGCAAGCAUUGUUGGAGUCGUCUUUCUCACUGUGGGCGCAUUACUACUGGCAUUCGCCAAAGACAUACCAGGCGAUGCGUAUAUCCCAGGGUACCUUUUCCUCGCACUCGGUGGACCAUUCGUGUUCAUCCCCUCCUUCCAACUGAGCAACACCUUCCCACAAAACUCCGGCCUCAUCCUCGCUCUGCUUACAGGAGCGUUCGAUACCAGCAGCGCAAUCUUCCUCAUCUACCGCCUGAUUUAUGAAGCUACCGAUGGCUCCUUCGACACUCGCAAAUUCUUCCUCGUCUACCUCGUCGUACCCGCCUUUGUGCUCCUCGCCCAGAUCUUCGUCAUGCCCUCCAAAUCCUACAAGAGCGUUGGAGAACUUGUGGCGCAGGUAGAAGAGGCAGAACAGACGGUUCAAGAUUCACAUGAGGACAUCUCCGGCGAGGAACAGCAGAACGGGUUGCAAGGACCCCGUCGCGACGUCGUAGGCGAAGUCACAAGCCUCCUCGGAACGAAGAAAGGAGAAGACCAGACUAAGACACAUGAAGACUCAGCAGACAAGAGCGGCGUAUGGGGCGCUCUGCACGGCAAGACUUCACUACAGCAAAUUCUCACUCCCUGGUGGUUACUCAUCACCCUCUUCACCAUGAUCCAAAUGCUUCGAAUCAACUACUUCGUCGCCACCAUCCGCACACAAUACACCGACAUGCUCGGCUCCGAACACGAAGCCCGCCGCAUCAACGAAAUCUUCGACGUCGCUCUCCCUCUCGGCGGAGUCGUCGCGAUCCCUUUCGUUGGCCUUGUUCUCGACCAUACCAGCACGCCUUUCGUAUUGGGACUCCUGGUGAGCAUCGCCACCGCAAUCGGAAUCUUCGGCCUGAUCCCCGAGACCUGGGCCGCAUACAUCAACAUCAUCCUCUUCGUCAUCUACCGACCAUUCUACUACACCGCCGUCUCCGACUACAGCGCCAAAGUCUUUGGCUUCCAGACCUUCGGCAAAGUCUACGGCCUCAUCAUCUGUAUCGCCGGCCUGUUCAAUUUCGCACAGGCAGGGCUGGAUGCUCUACGGAAUAAAGUUUUCCACAAUGACCCUAUUCCCGUGAAUGCCAUCUUGCUCGCUCUAGCUCUGCUGGUGGGGAUUGUCAUGGUGGGAUAUGUCUGGCGCAAGAGUGUGACGUUGGAGAAGGAAAGAUUGAGAGAGGAGGCGGAUGCGGCGCAGGAGAGAUUGAUUCCGGGUGCGGAUGCUGCCGAGGUGAAUCGACCGCAUGGGCAUGAGACUUAUGGGACUGCUUAA
Messenger RNA from Lecanosticta acicola, 1710 nucleotides. The record is from the annotation of a GenBank genome assembly. Lineage: Eukaryota; Fungi; Ascomycota; Dothideomycetes; Mycosphaerellales; Mycosphaerellaceae.